Messenger RNA from Pelodiscus sinensis (Chinese soft-shelled turtle), 2064 nucleotides. NCBI's taxonomy places the organism in Eukaryota, Metazoa, Chordata, Testudines, Trionychidae. The record is from RefSeq and is a predicted model, not a curated record.
AUGAGUAUUCAUGGUGGGGGGUCCGGGGGGGGGGGUUACCGAGCUGAUGCCCUGACAGAAAAUGGAGUCCUCCUGCCCUCUCUCCAGUCUGCUCUGCCAUUCUUGGACCUCCACGGCACUCCUAGGUUGGAAUUUCAUCAGUCUGUAUUUGAUGAGCUGAGGGAGAAACUGCUAGAGAGAGUUUCAGCCAUUGCCUCAGAAGGAAAAGUUGAGGAAAGAUACAAAAAGCUAGAGGAUCUGCUAGAAAAAUGUUUUUCCUUGGUCAAGAUGCCAUCUAUACAGCCUGUGGUGAUGUGUGUCAUGAAACACCUUCCCAAGGUCCCUGAAAAGAAACUGAAGUUAGUGAUGGCAGAUAAGGAUUUAUACAAAGCAUGUGCUGUGGAGGUGAAGCGCCAGAUCUGGCAGGAUAACCAAGCUCUGUUCGGUGAUGAGGUGUCCCCAUUGCUAAAACAGUACAUCCUGGAAAAAGAAAACACUCUCUUCAGUAGUGAUCUCUCUGUCUUGCACAACUUCUUCAGUCCCUCUCCAAAAACGAGACGUCAGGGAGAGGUGGUUCAGAAGCUGACUCAGAUGAUUGGGAAGAAUGUGAAGCUGUAUGACAUGGUGCUACAGUUCCUAAGAACCUUAUUCCUUCGGACCAGAAAUGUCCAUUACUGCACACUACGGGCAGAGCUCCUGAUGUCGCUGCAUGACCUGGACAUCAGUGAGAUCUGUACUGUUGAUCCCUGUCACAAGUUCACCUGGUGCCUAGACGCCUGCAUUCGGGAGAAGUUUGUGGACAACAAAAGAGCUCGGGAGCUGCAAGGGUUUCUGGAUGGUGUGAAGAAAGGACAAGAACAAGUAUUGGGGGAUUUAUCAAUGAUCUUGUGUGAUCCCUUUGCCAUUAAUACCUUAGCUCUGAGUACCAUACGUCAUCUGCAAGAGCUGAUUGGGCAAGACACUUUACCCAGGGAAAGCCCUGAUCUCUUGCUGCUGCUUAGGAUGCUGUCUCUGGGACAAGGCGCCUGGGACAUGAUCGACAGUCAAGUCUUCAGGGAGCCUAAAAUGGAACAUGAGUUGAUCACCAAGUUCUUGCCGAUGCUGAUGUCUUUUGUGGUGGAUGACUAUACAUUCAACGUAGAUCAGAAACUGCCAUCAGAAGAAAAAGGGCCAAUUCCUUACCCCAGCACCAUUCCUGAAACUUUCACCAAAUUCCUCCAGGAGCACAGAAUAGCCUGUGAGGUUGGGCUUUACUACAUACUUCACAUAACUAAACAGAGGAACAAGAAUGCUUUCCUCCGGCUCCUGCCCGCACUAGUCGAGACGUUCAGCGACCUGGCCUUCAGUGACAUUUUCCUGCAUCUGCUCACGGGUAACCUCACAUUGCUGGCUGAUGAGUUUGCACUGGAGGACUUCUGCACCAGUCUCUUUGAUGGCUUCUUCCUCACUGCCUGCUCAAGAAAAGAGAAUGUCCACAGACACAUGCUAAGAUUGCUACUUCACCUGCAUCACAAAGUGGCACCUACAAAAUUAGAGUCGCUCCAGAAAGCUUUGGAACCUACCAAGCAGAGCGGCGAUGCUGUGAAGGAGCUUUACAACCAGCUGAGCGAGAAACUGGAGCUUCGCAAACCCAGUCCAGCCCAGGUGGUUGAGACUCCAUCCAUGGAACUGACUUUACCCACCGUGCCCACCCCAGCCUCGCUCUGAGCCUUGUGAGCAGGGCUCUGAGAUGACAGAGAAACGAAUCUUGGGGCACUACCAAGUGAAGGCGUUUCAAUGCUCUGCUAAGUGUCUCUGGCUGCCGGGAGGAAACUAACCCAUAGCCAUUGAAGCUCUAACGGAAGCAGGUCAGACGUUGUGGGCUAGGAGGCUCUGUAGGCAGGGUAUUGCACAGGGUUCUGUUGCGUAAGGAGAGCCUGGCAGCUUUUUGUGACUACUCCGCUUGUAGGUUUUUUUCAAAAGACAAGUCUUAUUUUUAUAAGCUUUGUAUCUUCUUGUGUGUUUAGAUGUACAGUUUUCUAGGGCAGUAAAACCUGGCUUGUGUAAUCGGGCAGAGGGCAUCAACCCCUAAAGUCUGAGCAGUUU